Zychaea mexicana is the source of this 243-nucleotide messenger RNA. RefSeq lists its product as uncharacterized. The record is from RefSeq and is a predicted model, not a curated record. The annotation marks the transcript as partial. The transcript is spliced from 2 exons. NCBI's taxonomy places the organism in Eukaryota, Fungi, Mucoromycota, Mucoromycetes, Mucorales, Lichtheimiaceae.
GACUUCUUAAGACUGGCAGUGUUUUGCAAAAACUCCAUUAAUGUUUCCUUGCUGGACUCCACCCUUGCUUUUCAGAUUAACAAUUUCACCAUUACAUUUUACCUACAACAGUUGACUGUCAGGGGCAUUUAUGCUUUGUUCGAAAUCGCUCGUAUUACAUUCCCUCAUUCCUUAGAAGGCAUUCCUGCAUUUUUCAACUUACGCAACAUUCGUCUCCUCUUGGCCGUAAAUAAGGUCUUUUGG